AUGGGUAAAAGCUACGAAGAUUAUAUAACACCAGCGAAAGAAGCGAAUGUGUACGCAAGCAAUGAAAAAAGUAGGUUUGAAGUUAAGAACAAUUUCAAAUCAGUACAAGCGAAGGAAUACAAAAGUGAAUCUGCUGAGACUAUAGCCUCAGACGAAAUCAAAGCGCGGACGGAAAGAAUUUUGUAUGACGACGACACUAAAAUAUUAUCUAAUGAAAAGCCGGGUACUGGUAUACCAACACGAGAAACGUAUAAAAUGGUUACACCAAAUUAUUAUGCAAGCUUACCGACGGUUGCGGAAAAGUACGACUUCAACGAACCGUUACCAGAAAGAGAUAGAGAGAGGGAGAGAGUUAAAUACAUAGGUAACCCGCCCGCUAGAAUCAAUAAAAAAAUUAGAUUGUAA
This is a messenger RNA of Leptosia nina, 405 nucleotides long. NCBI's taxonomy places the organism in Eukaryota, Metazoa, Arthropoda, Insecta, Lepidoptera, Pieridae. The record is from the annotation of a GenBank genome assembly.